Molecule: messenger RNA, 1944 nt
Organism: Coregonus sp. 'balchen'
Lineage: Eukaryota; Metazoa; Chordata; Actinopteri; Salmoniformes; Salmonidae
Source: the annotation of a GenBank genome assembly
AUGAAUACAGACAUCAGUACACACAUCAGUAAUUCUGUGCAGCUGGAAGGUGAAGCUGUAAUGAAGUCGUUAUUCUCCAGUCAUUAAGGCUUGUCUACUUCAAUCACCCUGAGCUCAGCUCAUUUGACACGAUCAAUACACUACGAGGAGGAGGAGGAGGUGUGUGUGUGUCAGUGUGUGUGUCAGAGUUGCCCUACGGGGACCAAUCGUGCUCUGUAAGGCUUGACAGACAGAACACACAGUGUUAGUCUACUAUGGAAGCUAAUACGCAGUGAGCUGACUUCACUAUCGGAAACACUUAUAUCCAAUGCCAUCCGGCACUAUUAGAAGUCUAAUAUAAGAUGUGGAGUCUGAAAUAAAAAUGCUGAUUUAGAAUGUGUUCCCACUACAACAAACCGUGUCACCUAUAAUGAGAAUAAGUGCUUGAACUUUACUAAACAGUUUAUCCUACCCACUGACAGUAUUGUUUCUUUAGAUUGUGUGUGUGUGUGUGUGGGUGUGUGUGUGUGUGUGUGUGUGUGUGUUUCUAGCUUAAUUAAGUUUAUAUUUGGCCACAGUCACAUUAGACCAUGGUUCCCCAACUGGCGGUGGUUUUAUUUGGCCCCCCAAGUGUUCUGAGCAACAAAGAAAACUAUAUUUUUUUGUGUGGAAUUUCAUUGUUGAACAUAAAAGACUGUAAAAACACCAGGAAAUCAGCCCCAAGUGAUUUUAAUUUAAGAAAUCUGUUCCCAUGUAUUCCUAAAACGCUCUGUACUUCACAUGUUUUAGUCAAACAUUAUAUCUGUUUUGUUCUUCUUGCGGUCAAUUUGCAGUCAACAAAUUAUUUGUAAUUAUGUUCCAGCCCCCCGACCAUCCACUCCAGAAAAAAUUUGGCCCGCAGCUGAAUGUAGUUGAUGAUCCUUGCGUUAGACUCUAGGGAUGUGUAACAAGACAAGCACUGGGGUUAUACACAGAUUGUGUCUGUGUCUGUUAACUUUCAGUACUCAUAUUAGCCUUUUCUCUCCCUCUCUCAAUUCAAUUCAGUUCAAAGGGCUUUAUUGGCAUGGGAAACAUAUGUUUACAUUGCCAAAGCAAGUGAAAUAGAUAAUUAACUAAAGUGAAAUAAACUAUAAAAAAUGUACAGUAAACAUUACACUCACAAAAGUUCCAAAGGAAUAGAGACAUUUCAAAUGUCAUAGUAUGGCUAUAUACAGUGUUGUAACGAUGUGCAAAUAAUUAAAGUGCAAAAGGGAAAAUAAAUAAACAUCAAUAUGGGUUGUAUUUACAAUGGUGUUUGUUCUUCACUGGUUGCCCGUUUCUUGUGGCAACAGGUCACAAAUCUUGCUGCUGUGAUGUCUUUCACCUAAUAGAUAUGGGAGUUUAUCAAAAUUGUGGGUCUGUGUAAUCUGAGGGAAAUAAGUGUCUCUAAUAUGGUCAUUCAUUUGGCAGGAGGUAAGGAAGUGCAGCUCAGUUUCCACCUCAUUUUGGGGGCAGUGUGCACAUAGCCUGUCUUCUCCUGAGAGCCAGGUCUGCCUACGGCGGCCUCUCUCAAUAGCAAGGCUAUGCUCACUGAGUCUGUACAUAGUCAAAGCUUUCCUUAAUUUUGGGUCAGUCACAGUGGUCAGGUAUUCUGCCACUGUGUACUCACUGUGUUCUCUCUCUCUCUCUCUCUCUCUCUCUCUCUCUGUCUCUCUCUCUCUCUCUCUCUCUCUCUCUCUCUCUCGCUCUCUCAACCCCACCCCUCUCACAGACUCCUCUCUGUUUAAGGCCAACCCCUGCUCAGAGCCAGGGAAACCGUGUAACCCAUGUCUUAACGCAGCCAAGGCCUGUAACCUCAACGAAACCUGCAAGAGACAACGCUCCAAUUACAUCGCUAUCUGCAACAAGCCUCCUCAGCCCUCACAGGCCAACCAGGAGCCUUGCAGCCGCAAACGAUGUCACAAGGUGGGUGGGGGUUGGACCUAA